CAUCGGAGAUGCACAGAAUUCCGAAGAACAGCUCAGAAAGUCGCAGAGCUUGGAGGAGCUGGGGGCGGGGGACAGGCAGGGGCCCGUGGCCCACGGAGGGGGCGCCUGUCCCUUCCAGGGGUCAGUCCCUCGGGCCUUCUCUCUGCAGCUUUCCCGGCGGAACGGAGGAGGGAAAGGGAGCCAGGAACUCAGUGAGGCGCGCGGGGCGGCUGAUGCUUCUAGGGGUUCUCUCAGCCCGAGGGGCUCCCGCCCUGUCUCCUACUCUGCACCCCUUGCCUUUGGAGCGGCUGCAGGAGCUCCAGGGGAGCGCUCCGGGAGGGCUGAGGGCAGGCGCCGGGAGAGCCCCCAACGACGCAGCGCCCCCCGCCCCGCCCCCUGCCCCAGCUCCCCACCCCUCCACCGACCCAGCGGCCCCCCCCGCUCCCCGCCUGCUCCCGGAGGCCACAGCCUCCCGCUCCGCUCACUCUCUCGCCGCUCCUGCCGGCUGGCCCGGCCCCGCGCUCCGCUGUCUCCUCACCGCCCGCGCCUCCGCCAGCCCCGGGGACCGCGCGGCCGGAGCCGGAGCCAGGGCCCCCUCCCUCGUCAGGGCCGGGGCAGCGAGCAGGCCGGGGGCAGGUCCGGGCACCCACCAUGCGGGGCGAGCUCUGGCUCCUGGUGCUGGUGUUCAGGGAGGCUGCCCGGGCGCUGAGCCCCCAGCCCGGAGCAGGUCACGAUGAGGGCCCAGGCUCUGGAUGGGCUGCCAAGGGGAUCGUACGGGGCUGGAACCGGAGAGCCCGAGAGAGCCCUGGGCAGGUGUCAGAGCCGGACAGGACCCAGCUGAGCCAGGACCUGGGUGGGGGCACCCUGGCCAUGGACACGCUGCCAGAUAACAGGACCAGGGUGGUGGAGGACAACCACAGUUAUUAUGUGUCCCGUCUCUAUGGCCCCAGUGAGCCCCGCAGCCGGCAACUGUGGGUAGAUGUGGCCGAGGCCAACCGGAGCCAAGUGAAGAUCCACACAAUACUCUCCAACACCCACCGGCAGGCUUCGAGGGUGGUCUUGUCCUUUGAUUUCCCUUUCUACGGGCAUCUUCUGCGGCAGAUCACCAUAGCAACUGGAGGCUUCAUCUUCAUGGGGGAUGUGAUCCAUCGGAUGCUCACAGCUACUCAGUAUGUGGCGCCCCUGAUGGCCAACUUCAACCCUGGCUACUCCGACAACUCCACAGUUGUGUACUUUGACAAUGGGACAGUCUUUGUGGUUCAGUGGGACCAUGUCUAUCUCCAAGGCUGGGAAGACAGGGGCAGUUUCACCUUCCAGGCAGCUCUGCACCGUGACGGCCGCAUUGUCUUCGGCUAUAAAGAGAUCCCUAUGUCUGUCCCGGAAAUCAGCUCCUCCCAGCAUCCUGUCAAAACCGGCCUAUCGGACGCCUUCAUGAUUCUCAAUCCAUCCCCGGAUGUGCCAGAAUCUCGGCGAAGGAGCAUCUUUGAAUACCACCGCAUAGAGCUGGACCCCAGCAAGAUCACCAGCAUGUCGGCCGUGGAGUUCACCCCAUUGCCGACCUGCCUACAGCAUAGGAGCUGUGACGCCUGCAUGUCCUCGGACCUGUCCUUCAACUGCAGCUGGUGCCAUGUCCUCCAGAGAUGCUCCAGUGGCUUUGACCGCUAUCGCCAGGAAUGGACGGACUAUGGCUGUGCACAGGAGGCAGAGGGCAGGACGUGCGAGGACUUCCAGGAUGAGUACCACAACUCGGCCUCCCCUGACACUUCCUUCAGCCCCUAUGAUGGAGACCUCACCACUACCUCCUCCUCCCUCUUCAUCGACAGCCUCACCACAGAAGAUGACACCAAGUCGAAUCCCUAUGCAGGAGGAGAUGGCCUUCAGAACAACCUGUCCCCCAAGACAAAGGGCACCCCUGUGCACCUGGGCACCAUCGUGGGCAUUGUGCUGGCAGUCCUCCUUGUGGCGGCCAUCAUCCUGGCUGGAAUUUACAUCAAUGGCCACCCCACAUCCAACGCUGCGCUCUUCUUCAUCGAGCGUAGACCUCACCACUGGCCAGCCAUGAAGUUUCGCAGCCACCCCGACCAUUCCACCUAUGCAGAGGUGGAGCCCUCGGGCCAUGAGAAGGAGGGCUUCAUGGAGGCUGAGCAGUGCUGAGAACACCAGGUCUCCCUUGUGAAGACUUUGAGACCACAGAAAAGACAGUUAAAGCAAAGAAGAGAAGUGACUUUUCCUGGCCUUUCCCAGCAUGCCCUGGGCUGAGAUGAGAUGGUGGUUUAUGGCUCCAGAGCUGCUGCUCGCUUCGUCAGCACGCCCCGGAUGUUGAAGAGGGGGCCAAAAAACAACCACAUGGAUUUUUUAUAGGAACAAUAAUCUAAUCUCAUCCUGUUUUGAUGCAAGGGUUCUCUUCUGGGUAUUGUAACCAUGAAACAGCAGAAGAACUAACAUAACUAACUCCAUUUUUGUUUAAGGGGCCUUUACCUAUUCCUGCACCUAGGCUAGGAUAACUUUAGAGCACUGAGAUAAAACGCAAAAACAGCAACCAUGCCAUUUGCAAAACUAACUCUGGGAUUAAAGGGGAAGCAUGUAAACAGCUAACUAUUUUUGUUAAAGAUUUAUAGGAACGAGGAGGAGGUUUGGCUGUUGUCACAUGAGAGACUGUUAGCCAACGACAAGGAAGUUCCGCAAACCUCCCCUGGACCCUUGCUGGUGUCCAGAUGUCUGCGGUUGUCAGCCCCUUCCUUUCCCCCUGACCUAAACAGAAAAGACAAGGCAAAACCCACAUAAUUUUAAGACAGUUCUUUAGGACAUUAGUCCACCAUCUUCUUGGUUUGCUGGCUCUCCGAAAUAAAAUACCUUUCCUUGCUCCAACUCCUUGUCUCUCAACGUAUUGGCUGUCACGCAGCAAGCAGAAUGAAUUUGGACUCAGUUACAGGCUGUCAAUGGUCUGCUCUGUAGCAGUCUCAGAGCCUCCUGACCUGGAGAUGGCCAGCCAGCCAGAUCCCCUGCUCCUGGCCACCUAAAGCCCCUGCAUAUGACACAGGUUAACUAAAGUCAAGACUGGGGCUGUUGCAUUCCAGGGUCCCUAGACUCAAGCUGGUCCUCAGCCGGGUGUGGUGGCUCACACCUGUAAUCCCAGCACUUUGUGAGGCUGAGGCAGGCGGAUCACCUGAGUUAGGAGUUUGAGAUCAGCCUGGCCAACAUAAUGAAACUGUCUCUACUAAAAAUACAAAAAAUUAGCUGGGUGUGGUGGCACUUGCCUGUAUCCCAGCUACUCAGGAAGCUGAGACACAAGAAUCACUUGAACCUGGGAGGCAGAGGUUGCAGUAAGCUCAGAUAGCGCCACCGCUCUCCAGCCUGGGUGACAGCAGAGCGAGACUCCGUCUCAAAAAAAAAAAAAAAAAAAAAAAAGGCUGAUCCUCAUGGCUAUAGAGUUGGCGUUUUAGCCCUGGCUUCUGUAGCUCUGAAAGCCUAAAGAAGGUGUUCUCUCCAUCUGUUAAACACAGUACAGCGGCUCUCAGCCCUUGGGGCAUGUUAUCAUGGGAAGGAAGUAAAAUAAGAGGAGAGAAAAGAACUCAAGGGGGAACUGCAUUUUAGGCUUUGCUCUCUUACCUUGCCCUUUCUGCUCAGAACCAGUAACUUCUGCAUCAAAACAUGUUACAGCCUGCAUCAAGUGCUUUACCCCAACCUGCGGCCCAGCUUUCCCUGAGCGAGCUUGCUAUGCGCAGCCACAUUUACCAUGAGGGGCUCCCUAUUCUGAUGGCCUGUUUGGUGCCGAGUUUAUUCACUGGCCUGUUCUGGUGUCAGUGCCUAUACAUACCUCCAAAGGCAGGACUUGCCUGAUAAAUAUUUUUCCUCCUCUGAACUGGAUUUUAUAGGCAUUAAAGACAAGUCGGGUGGCUCAAGGGCUCCUUGAGACAUACCUAGCAGGGAACUGCAGGUGGAUUCUGUUGAGCGGCAAAGCGCCUGAGUGGUUGGGACACAGGCAGCUGGCAUGGAAGGGAUGUUUUUUUGAGAAAGGGACUCACUGUGUCGCCCAGGGCAAGGAUGCCCAAAUACACCAGGUUGGGGAGGCACCUACCAACCACUUGCUUUCCCUGGAGCCCGCAUGUGUCUGUGGGGUGGGGAGGCCUAGGGUUCUACGGCUGCCUGGGAUGGGUGUGCAUAGUGUGUGAAGUACCUACCACCUUGCCUUGCUAGACUGUCAGUUGGUCGCAGGGCUGGCCACAAGACCCAUGUCUCCAUCUGGUCACACUCCAUAGCUACCCAGUUAACCUGCUCUAAACUUUGGAGAACUCCAGGAUCUGUCCAAGAAACGCUUAUCUGGCCAAGCAUGAUGGCUCGUGCCUGUACUCCCAGCACUUUGGGAGGCCAAGGUGGGAGGGUUGCUUGAGCCCAGGGGUUUGAGACCAGCUUGGGCAACAAUAACAACAAAAAUGCCAGGUGUAGUGGGGCGCACCUGUAGUCCCAGCUACUAGGGAGGCUGAGGCAGGAGGAUCACUUGAGCCUGGGAGGUUGGGCUGCAGUGGGUCAUAAUCAUCAUAAUCAUGCCACUGUACUCCAGCCUGGGCGACAGAGUGAGACCCUGUCUCCAAAAAAAAAAAAAAAAAAAAAAAAAAGAACAGAAAAAGAUAAUGCUUACAUUGUCAGGGAUCCUAUAGACAAUCAUCAUUAACUCUAUGAGAUGCUUGGUUCUAUUUUUUGGGAGACUUGGUCUAAGUGUUUUGGCUUGAGAAAUCUGUAGGCUUCUCUUGGUACUUUUUGUCAUAAACAAACAGGCCGUCUGCCGCCAAAUACCUCCACUCCCCAUGCCACUGACAUCCCAUGGGUCAGCCAGGCUUGCUUUGACUGAGGGCGAGGCAUCUGGCACUUUCUCUACCUGCAGGGGCUAGCAGCAGAAGCCUCUCUGCAUCACCACCCCUUCCUCCACUCCUGACAUUCUUUCCCUUCAGGGAUCUAACAUGGUUGGCCGAGCUCCCAGUGGGGAAACAUGUGCUAGAGUUAGGGAGUGGGACAAGUGGUGCUGUCCAUGGAAUCAGGCCACAACAGGAACUGGCCAUUUGAGACACACACAGGUGGUAGAUGCUUUGCUGGUGGGCUGUGCUUCCCUCAUCCAGAGAGCUCUGUUACAGCCCACUGUGUCCUUCAGAAGCUUGAAAGGAACCCAAAUCUUUGCUGCGCUGUCCUUUUUCUUCCUCUAAUUCAGACCCUCCUUCCACCAGCACCCCUCUACCUCCACCCUCAGCUCUUCCUUGCCUGGUUUAUGAAGCAGGGCUGAGGCCCCACGUUUCCAACUCUUGAUUGUCACUCGCAUCCUCACAAAGGAUAAACCACGGAGCAACUGGAAAACCAUCAGCCAAGCAUUCGGAUGAGUCUGGUUAUUGGUCCACCUCCGACCAGAUUCCCUUACACUUAACUCACUUCUUUCUUUGGCAAUGACCCUCAUGACAUGUAUAAAAGGGUAUGACUAAGAAGAGGCUGUGAUCUAACAUUUAUUUGCUGCUAUUUUUUACUCUGACUGGGGUGAGCUCUAGAUUUUAAUUCCAAAUGUUCUUCAGAAGCAGCCCCAGCUCAUCACUGGGAAAGAACUGCCCCUGCAAACCAGCUAAAUUUGAGAGUUUAAAUUCCCUGCCCCCAAAACUUCUCACAGAGCUGGGGAGUUGGUGGCAACUUUCCAAGUCAAGGUCUUGCUUAGAAAGUCCUUCACUGCAUGACCAGGUGCAGUGGCUCACGCCUGUAGUCCCAGGUACUUGGGAGCCUGAGGCAGGAGGAUCGCUUGAGCUCAGGAGUUCAAGGCUGCACAGAGCCACAAUCAUCCCACUGCAUUUGUUUAAAAAUAAAUUUUUAAAAUUUGUGUGUUUCAUCAGGAGUCUCCUGUAUAGCGUAUCUGUGUAUGUUUGUGUGUGUGUGUUUGUAUACAGCCUUGUCCAAUGUUUUUAGCAAUAAUAUAUGCACACACAGGUAUUUUGUUGCUAAAGAGAUUGGACAAGGUUGUAGCUGUGCUCAGGCUUCAGCUUGGUUUGUUAAAUUAAGAGAGAGAGAAACAAUGACAAGAGCUGCUGGCCAACCACACUAUUCAAAAAGCAAAGUGUCCACCACUAAAGCUGACCAUUCAUCUGGUUGCAGGCAAGGCUAAGGCUCUCUCUCCUCUAGUUCCUGGAAUAGACUCACAGGUUGGCAUGAAGCACUGAUCAGGGGCUGCACUCAGACUCCCUGGCCAUGCGAACCUACACCAGAAGAGUCAGUGUCACAGAUACGAUGCGGCCAAUCUCUGUCUCCAAAAACCUACCUGAAUUUAGUGAUACAAUUAGAAAGAUCUGGAAACUGAGGGCACCCAGCCUUUUAAAACACAAUGUAUUCACGUGUUUAGUGUAAACUGUCUGCAUGGAUUCUCGGUGUUAAUAAUAAAAGGAAGCACUCUUUUACAACUCCUGCUGUGUGCAAAAUAAAGUGCAAAGGAUUUGGGGUGGCAUUCUGAAGACCACCACACAUACCUUGGUUCUGAUGGCUGCUGGACUCCAACUUCUUCACUGAGACAUGAUCUUGGGAACAGCCUCCAGCUAUCUGCUCAUCAGAGGUGCUUUCUUUAACCUCCUGCACCACCUCCAAGAGAAACAGCCUAAAAAGAAACCCCAGCUGUUUACUUAUAUUGGGCCCGUAAAUCCCUGGAAGUAAACCCCGUGCAUUUUUGUCUACUGUCUGAGGACACACAAUAAAUCUGAGAAAGUC
Molecule: messenger RNA, 6705 nt
Organism: Macaca mulatta (Rhesus monkey)
Lineage: Eukaryota; Metazoa; Chordata; Mammalia; Primates; Cercopithecidae
Gene: PLXDC1
Product: plexin domain containing 1
Source: RefSeq, a predicted model, not a curated record